AUGGAUCCAUUUUUACAUGCAUUUUUUGCAGUUGAUCUUGAUCAUGAUGAAAAAAUCAGUAUGAAGGAUUUAAAGAAUUAUGUUGAAACAUACAAUCUAGACGAGAAAAUGAUUGAAAGCUGGAGAAAAUUAUUUGAUCCAAAUCGUACUGGCUAUAUAACACUAGCAAAGUUUUGCGAUGUACUAGGAGUAAAAAUGGAAGAAGCUCGAAAGGUUAGGGAAGAAAUUAAAAGACGUUCAACCAAUAUACUUCCAUCUGAUGUCUAUGUUAUUGCACAACAAAUGAGUAUCACCGAUCAGAUACAAAUAAGUGAUCAAGCUAGACGUUUAUUAUUUCCACCUAAUGAACUUGAUAAUAAAGAAAUUGCUCAUAGUUUGAAAUUAUGGCUACAUAAAGUGUAUGGUCCAAUAUGGCAUGUUGUGGUAAUACGUGGAGAUUAUGGUGCAUCAUAUACACAUUCAGAGAAUCGAUCAUUUCAAUUUCGACUACGAAACAAAUGCUUUUUAAUAUGGAAUACACCUGAUCAAUAGCAACUGAGUUAAACAGUUUUUUCGAUUAUAUUUUUAAUAAUAAGGAAUUAAUUGACGAAAAAUUUCUUUGUACUUGUUUUUUUCCUUAAAUUGAGAUUUUAUUUGUACCGGUUUGCUGUUCUUCUUAUAUUGACAAAUUCAUUGUCUUUAAUAAAGACAGUAACAGUUUUUUUUGCAUAACUUUGAUUAGUUCAGAACUAUGAAUACUUGGCUUUUGACAGUUUAAAGCAUUGACAGAUAAAAUCAAUCUUUAUAAUAAAUUUAAAUAGACAGAUUAAGUUUUCCAUGGUCACAUGGAUUGGAUUUAAUGAAAUUCCACAUAGAUAUUAACGUUUAAUAAUAGCUAAACAAUGGGAAUUUAUUCAAGCUGAUUUAAUAAUAAUUUUAAAAAAUUCAUUCAUUUUUUUUGUAAUAAACGUAACGGUACAAUAAUAGUCAAAAUAUCUAUUUGACAUGGUAAUCGGUAGUUCUUAACUUUUAUGGAAACUUUACUUAUAUGUGUAAGUUUGAUAUACUUGAAUGCUAUAACGAGUUCACCUUACUUGGUAAGCGGAACGAAAGUCAAAAUACAGUGACACGAUAGGCUAUUGUAAUCGACUCUCCCCAGCCCUGCUAACUAGAUCAAAAAGUCUUGAUGAGGCGUAGAGAAUGUAUUCUACAAGCACCCAGAAAAUACGAGGUCGCUAAGCACACAAAUCAAACUUAUUUAUACAAUGAUAGAAACAACCUUGGGAGAGCCACAAAAUAGCGUACUAAAGAAAUCCGUCAACCAAUGACAGUCAAGGAUUUCCGAGUGGAAAGUGUAAGCUGUAGGUCAACUAAGCGUCUCUUGGCGCAAAAACAUAAAAUUCAAAUUUUCAGGAUAAAAUUGCAAAAUUAAGACCUUUUUCAAGUGUUUUCUGGGGACCUAACAACCUCAACAAAGGUACUUUGUAAGAUUUCCACAAAUUUCUACAGAAUUUCCAACUUGAAAUCAGUAGGGAUAACUGGUCUUUCACAUCCAUAUUAUUCGCAUUAGCAUGAGUAAAAUAUUCCAUGGUCAUG
This is a messenger RNA of Schistosoma mattheei, 1575 nucleotides long. The record is from the annotation of a GenBank genome assembly. NCBI's taxonomy places the organism in Eukaryota, Metazoa, Platyhelminthes, Trematoda, Strigeidida, Schistosomatidae.